Ictalurus punctatus (channel catfish) is the source of this 835-nucleotide messenger RNA. RefSeq names its product structural maintenance of chromosomes protein 2-like. Lineage: Eukaryota; Metazoa; Chordata; Actinopteri; Siluriformes; Ictaluridae. The coding region runs from base 52 to 540 and encodes 162 amino acids. The record is from RefSeq and is a predicted model, not a curated record. The transcript has 3 exons.
UAGCACAACGUACAUUAAUAAUCCAGUGUAUUCUAAUAUACAGCAGAUGUGAUGGGAGAGUUUGCGUGUUCUCCCCGUGCUGCGGGGGUUUCCUCCGGGUACUCCGGUUUCCUCCUUCAGUCCAAAGACAUGCAUGAGGAAAGCGAGGAGACGCUGAAGAAGACGAAGGAGGUGCAGAAGCAGGCGGAGGAAAGGUACAAAGUCUUGGAGAACAAGAUGAAGAAUGCCGAGCUGGAGAGGGAGAAAGAGCUGAAAGCAGCGCAGCAGAAACUCAACCAGGCAAAAAGCAGAGCAGACGCCUUCAAUAAGAGACUCAAGGAGAGACAACAGUUUGUGGUCGUGUCACUGAAAGACGGCAUGUUCACCAACGCCGACGUUCUGUUUAAGACCAAGUUUGCGGACGGGAUCUCUAGAGGGACAUGCACAGCUCAGACACACGAGGUGGAAAGGUCUGGGCCAGCGCGCACACGACAAAGCCAAGACCAAGGAUACACGUCAGCGCGAGAUCCUCGCCCGCUAAACGCGUGCAGAUCAUCUUGAUCAAUUUCGCUUCUUUAUUCUAAACGCACUCGUAUACUUGUGGGGGUUUUUUGUUUUGUUUUUUUACAUUACUUUGAAAAAUUUACAGGUGACCCUGAUUUGAAUUGCACUUUUUGUGACAGUUGUCCUGAAACUGUGGUGCAUUUGUUUUGGCACUGCCGAUUUGUAAAACCGUUUUGUCCAAAUGUUUGAGAUUUUAUUACAAAGAAUAUUCACGGACAAUUUAUGUUGCUAUGGAAACAUUUAUGAUUUGGUUUUUUGGAGAACUGUAGAGACAAACGCAGACAGGUUUAUA